Leptomonas pyrrhocoris is the source of this 1011-nucleotide messenger RNA. Its product is annotated as putative mitochondrial kinetoplastid membrane protein-11. The record is from RefSeq and is a predicted model, not a curated record. The transcript has a single exon. Gene Ontology annotation, biological process: defense response; positive regulation of cell population proliferation. Bases 161 to 439 code for a protein of 92 amino acids. NCBI's taxonomy places the organism in Eukaryota, Euglenozoa, Kinetoplastea, Trypanosomatida, Trypanosomatidae.
GGGUACGACCGUUAUAUGCGGAUUCCUCCCACACACGUGCCAUCAACCGCGAUACACUGCCCAUAUACUCGACAACGGCGGAUCGAUAGUUUAAAGCUAUCCCUAACCACUCUUGUUAUUAAGUUCUUUGUUUUCCCCUUUUUCUCUCUCACUUUCCAAGAUGGCCACCACCUACGAGGAGUUCGCGGCGAAGCUCGACCGCCUGGACGAGGAGUUCAGCAAGAAGAUGCAGGAGCAGAACGCCAAGUUCUUCGCGGACAAACCGGAUGACUCGACCCUGUCCCCUGAGAUGAAGGAGCACUACGAGAAGUUCGAGAAGAUGAUCCAGGAGCACACGGAGAAGUUCAACAAGAAGAUGCACGAGCACUCGGAGCACUUCAAGCAGAAGUUCUCUGAGCUGCUGGAGCAGCAGAAGAACGCGCAGUACCCCGGCAAGUAGAGGAGACAAUCGUUGUUGCCUGUUUUCUUCUUCCUUGGGCGCUGUUGGGCUGUGGAGGCACCUGCAUCGACACUCGCAGAUGCGCCAGACGAGCUGGAAAGAGGGAAAAGAACAGGUGGGAAACAGGAUACAAAGCAUGUAUUCAAGUGGUGGUGUCCUUUAGCAAGCCCCUCUCCCCUGCAACGCAAGUCCCUGAAUGGAGCGCAGCAAACGCUUUGGAGAACCCUUGUUUGUCUUCGCGUUUGCCGAUUGUGUUGCUCACGGGCUUUGUUUUUCUCGCCGACCUUCUUUCGCUUUCUGCUCUUCUGUGCCGAUGCGUCUUUUCUUCUGUGUCUCGUGCAGCAUCCUCCCACACGCGUUUCUUUGCUUACAAGGAGAAGGAGAAAAGUCGAAGCGUCACCAGCAAAGAGGGAGGGAUAACGGCGCGAAGUGGGUCCUCCUCUCCUCUCUCUCUUUCCGGUUCGUCGCUUUCCGCAGCCUUAUUCAUUUCUUUUCUUGUACAGCUGCAACUAUAGUCACCUUUAUCUUGAUCUUUUUCUUUCCAACAUGUUUUAUUUAUCAGAACCGAAUCU